Molecule: messenger RNA, 3835 nt
Organism: Coturnix japonica (Japanese quail)
Lineage: Eukaryota; Metazoa; Chordata; Aves; Galliformes; Phasianidae
Gene: TMOD2
Product: tropomodulin 2
Biological process (GO): muscle contraction; myofibril assembly; actin filament organization
Cellular component (GO): cytoskeleton; striated muscle thin filament; myofibril
Molecular function (GO): tropomyosin binding
Source: RefSeq, a predicted model, not a curated record
UUAUGCCGGGCGUUAAAUGAUGAAGCCGGGCUGAAGCAAUGUAAUGGAAUAUGAAGAAAGGAAGGUAUUUUUUUUUUGUAAAGGAAGGUGAGAGGGGAGCACAGUGUGUUUGUAUGGCAGAAAGGCUGCAGCACCGGAGGAAGGCGUUGCGUUACGCUCCAGUGCGGCAGAGCAGCCCGGAAUAAACGUGCCAGCGCCGGGGUGAGGAACAAGAUGCUCAUCUGGUACCACUGCUAAGCUCUGGGGAGUGAAACCGCGAGAAGCUCUGUAGUCCUGCAUGGUUGGAUACUGGAGGGGAAGCAGCUGAGCAGUGCAGCAGGAGCCAUGUCUCUGCCUUUCCGAAAAGAGCUGGAGAAAUAUAAGAAUAUCAACGAAGAUGAAAUACUCAGCAAACUCUCAGAGGAUGAACUGAAGCAGCUAGAGCAUGUUCUCGAUGACCUUGAUCCUGAGAACGCCUUGCUUCCAGCUGGAUUUCGGCAAAAGGACCAGACCACCAAACCUGCCACGGGCCCCUUCGACAGAGAACGCCUGCUUUCAUACUUGGAGAAGCAAGCACUUGAGCACAAGGACAGGGAAGACUUUGUUCCAUUUACAGGGGAGAAGAAAGGAAAAAUAUUUAUCCCUAAAGAAAAACCCAUAGAAACUCGUACAGAAGAGAAAGUGACCCUGGAUCCGGAGCUUGAAGAAGCCCUGGCCAGCGCUUCAGAUACGGAGCUCUAUGACCUUGCAGCUGUUCUUGGUGUGCACAACAUGGUCAACAACCCAAAAUUUGAUGAAGGAGGAGCCCGCAGUAAAGAUGGAAAAGGAAGCGUGAGAAAUGUGGUCAAAGGUGAAAAGGUGAAGCCCAUUUUUGAGGAGCCACCUAAUCCAACCAACGUGGAAGCAAGUUUACAAAGGAUAAAAGCAAAUGAUCCUACUCUUGUAGAAGUUAAUCUGAACAACAUAAAGAAUAUCCCUAUUCCAACACUGAAAGAAUUUGCAAAAGCCUUGGAAAGCAACGUACAUGUGAAGACAUUCAGCCUCGCUGCUACUCGAAGCAAUGACCCUGUAGCUAUUGCGUUUGCAGAUAUGUUGAAAGUGAACAAAACACUGAAGAGUCUGAAUGUAGAAUCCAAUUUCAUCACUGGGACGGGUAUUUUGGCACUGAUUGAUGCGCUGAAGGAGAACGAGUCCCUGACAGAGAUUAAAAUUGACAACCAGAGGCAGCAGCUGGGGACAGCUGUGGAGAUGGAGAUUGCCAAGAUGCUGGAGGAGAACUCCAAAAUCCUCAAGUUUGGAUACCAGUUCACAAAGCAAGGCCCACGAACCAGAGUAGCAGCAGCUAUCACUAAAAACAACGACCUGGUUCGCAAGAAGCGCGUGGAAGGAGAGCGGCAGUAGCCACACACAGCGGAUACACGGCAGAACUGGAGCCCUCCAGCACUGCGAUCCCAGAGCGUUCAUGGGGAGGGAGGGAAGGCGCUGGAAAACCACUGCAAUGGGAGCUGCUCCUUUCUGUUCACGUCUCCUCUUAACCUUAAAAACGCAGCCUGAUCGUUUUUAACAUCCACAGUUCAUUUAAUUUUCAUGAGAGAAGAUUCAUAGUUGGUUUGAGUUUAAUCAAGAAGUUUCACAGUAUCUGAAGCCAAUAUGCAGAACCUUAACUGUGUUACUGGGCAUAACGUGUAGUGACAUUGACCCUUGUUAUAGGCACUUUUGGGUAAGCUAAAGUAUGACCUUGUGUAUGGAUAAGGGGUUCUCUGCUGAAAAUAGAAACCUUAGGGCCAAGUCCUGUAAUGCCUUACAUUGCAAAUAAUCCUUACUGGGUGUAUCAUCUGCUGAGCUGGGUCCUGUAACGGGGCACUCCCAUGCACAGAGCUAGAUAGAAAUGGCAGUGCAGCGUUGCAGGGUCUCACCCCGGGUCCUGCAUCGAGCCCUGGGGCUGUGCAGGAGCAACCCUUGUGCAGGGCUCUGCCUGCCUGACUCCACGUGCAGGGUCAUGCCUGGAUGUGUAAGCACUGUCAAAGCACAUCUGUUUACAUGAGCUUGGGUUCAGUGGGACGUGUUGCAGUGUUACAUUGGUGCUUGUUGUCCUCAUCCCAGAGAGUAAGUAAGCUUAGUGCUGCCAAUCCUAUAUACUUUGAAUGGUAGGUUUUUUUUCCUAUGCCAACAAGUUUUUAUUUGCUCAUAGAAUCCGCAGUUUACAGCUAUUAAUAUGAACAAGCAUUUGUUUUGCCUUGAGCCCUGUGUUCUGCUAUUUAUAUAUAUAUAUAUAUUUGUUAGUUUUAUAGCAACAUUCUCAGGACCUUUUUGCUGAAGGCUAAUUGAGUAGUUAAUCUCCAGCUGUAGCUGUGCUUCCAGGAAGAACACCAAGAGGGUCUCUGGACCAACUGCAGAACUCACACAUACUAUAUCUGCUGAAGCCUUUCUUUGGAGGUGAAACAACACGGGGGAGUCUUGCUGAGAUCUUCCCUGGAUACACUGAGGAUUUACUGUAGAAAAACUUUGAUAUUCCUUUAGAAAACAGCAAGUUCUGUGACACAGUCAUAACUCUGCAGGGUCUUAAAUAGACAGCCCUUAAAAGCCACCUGGAGCAGCAGGGUGACGCUGGGCUUUGCAGCAUUGAGGAAGAGAGGACCCACAUUCCUAAAGGCAGAAGAUGGCUGCUGACCAACCUCAGAUCAGAAUCACGCUGCCCCUAUUUUCUUGUUUUGUUCCAAUGAAGGCAAUCCCAACUUGUCAUUUUUUAAAUGCAUUUAAUUUUUUUUUUACACUUUUUUGUUAGUAAGGAUGGUACGUGCAUGUGUGUUUAAGGGAAACAAGUGCAAUCCAUUUCUCAUCUUAACUGCCAUUUCAGUGUUGGUGUGUGCAUGCAGCGCUCCAUAAGGAUGGCUGGCGUGGCUGCCCCAGUGCCUGCAGCAUGCUGCCCUGUGUCGCUUUGUGCAGAGCUGCACAUGUGGCCUCACUGCCCCACGCUGCCUUCAGCUCACAUCAUGGGCCAGGAACAGUCUGGGAAGGCCCAGGGCCACCUCCUGCCCUUCACAUGCCAUGUCUUUUGCACCAGCACAUGUUCUCCAGGAGGAGGGGUGCUCAAACACUGGGUAUCAGCCCCAGCCCUAAAAGCUGAGCACCCCAUGGCAGGGACCCAGGCUCCUUUAGCAUAUGGGGGGGGGGGAACCCAGCAGCCUGGCCCUCUGCUCCAGGCGGCCUCUGCCAGCUCUGCUCCUGGCUGUGAGGGAUCAGGGACAUCCAUCCCGCCUCUUCUAAGUGCUUUGCACAAGGGUUUAUCAUCAUCUGGCCCUGAGCAUCACAUAUCAAACACUGCAGCAGUAUAAGGAUCCGUUCAGUACAAUGACAGCACGGUGGUGAUGCUUGAAGGAAGAAUUUUGCAUUUAUAGCUCACUUAUAGGGUGAUUUAUCCAGUGGAAAUCUCUGCAUGUAACAUGAAGGGGUGAGGAUGGGACAAGUCCCUGUUAGAGCCACACUUCCCAGCAGCACUGAGCAGGGACAGGGGCAGAAGAGGCUCUUUUUCUUAAGCAAACCUUCAGGAGUAUCUUCGUCUACUUUUGCACAUUGCUUCUUGAGUUGACAGCUUCAAUUUGGCUCGUGUUUUUUAUACAGUUUCCUCAUGGAAAAGCUCAACUUUGUGUGUGUCCCAACAUGUACGUGAGUGGUGGUGCUGAGGGCAGCGCAGUGUUCAUGUUAAGCUCUAGAUGAGAUGUUACCGUGGGACCAUAAGUUGCCGCAUGCGCACAGCGUGGUGCAUAUUGCUCAAGGGGAAGGGAAUUGCCGCCCUACGGAACAUUGUGACUCUCCAACAUUGUGUUUUUUCUAAAUAAACCUUCACAAAAAUUUG